UGCUAUUUGAACGUUUCGUCUCUGUUCAUUUUGUAUUUGCGCGGUUGUUAGAUCAAAAUGGAUGAUGGUGCUGUUGUUUUGGACAAUGGAACCAGAUAUAUCAAGGCUGGGUUUGCUUGUGACGUUGAACCGAGGAUUAUGGUGAGUAGCAUACUUGGGCGUCCACGACACAAAUACCAUAUAACGCGCUGGUCCUUAAAAGAUUUUUAUGUUGAUGGUGAUACAGAGAUGCCAUAUAAGAGAGAUUUGCUCAAGAUAUCAUAUCCAAUAACAAAUGGAAGAGUAACAAAUUGGGAAGAUAUGGAGAUCCUCUUGCAUCAUACUUUCUACAAUGAGCUCCAUGUUGAACCAAAAGACCGGCCCGUUUUACUUACUGAACCACCCAUGAACCCAAAAAAUGACAAGGAGCAGAUGACAGAGAUGAUGUUUGAGAAAUUUGAUGUUCCUGCAAUGUAUGUCUCAAACCAGUCUGUUAUGUCUUUAUUUGCAAGUGGCAUUACCACAGGUGUAGUCGUGGAAUCUGGCCAUGGUGUCACCCAUACAGUGCCCAUUUAUCAAGGUUCUGCACUGCCAUAUGCUACAUUUCAAUUCAAUUUAGCGGGUCAUGAACUUACUGAGUACAUGCAUAAAAUCAUUACCCAAAGUCAUACGGAGAUAAGUACCUACUUAAAUAGAUUUUCUGGCAAGGAAAUUGUGCGUAAAAUAAAGGAAAAUCUUGCAUAUGUUUCUCUUGAUUACCAACAUGAGUUGAAGAAUCCUGUAGAAAAGAGCUAUGAAUUACCAGAUGGACGACUGCUCACAUUUGGGGACGAGUUGUUUCGUUGCCCAGAAAUAUUGUUCCAGCCAUCUUUAAUUGGCAUGGAUGCCUCCAAUGGAAUCCAUGAAACCACUUACAGAUCCAUCAAGAUGUGUGGUAUGGAUAUCAAAAAAGAACUUUAUCAUAACAUAGUGCUUAGUGGCGGGUCAACAAUGUUCCCUGGUUUUGCUGAUCGUUUGAGCAAGGAAAUCAGUGUACUUGCUCCUGCCAGCAUGAAGAUAAAGGUAGUAGCACCUCCUGAGAGAAUAUACACCGCGUGGCUUGGAGGAGCUGUCCAAGCUUCCCUUAGCACUUUCCCGCAGAUGUUGAUUUCUAAAGCUGAAUAUUAUGAAUCGGGUCCAUCCAUUGUCCAUCAGAAGUGCUUUUAA
This is a messenger RNA of Erigeron canadensis, 1185 nucleotides long. RefSeq names its product actin-3-like. The record is from RefSeq and is a predicted model, not a curated record. Lineage: Eukaryota; Viridiplantae; Streptophyta; Magnoliopsida; Asterales; Asteraceae. The transcript is spliced from 4 exons. Bases 58 to 1185 code for a protein of 375 amino acids.